Messenger RNA from Schistocerca serialis cubense, 627 nucleotides. RefSeq names its product vitellin-degrading protease-like. Gene Ontology annotation, molecular function: serine-type endopeptidase activity. The record is from RefSeq and is a predicted model, not a curated record. Lineage: Eukaryota; Metazoa; Arthropoda; Insecta; Orthoptera; Acrididae. The coding region runs from base 1 to 627 and encodes 208 amino acids. Gene Ontology annotation, biological process: proteolysis. The transcript is spliced from 3 exons.
AUGUGUCCGGCCCUCACCUUGUGGCUGCUGGCCGCGGCCUGCAGCGUAGCACCCACACUAGGGGGCGACGACCGUGUUCUGGGUGGCGAGCCGGCGGACAUCUCGCAGUUCCCCUGGCAGGUCUCCGUGGAGUAUGUGGAGGCGCACCGCUGCGGCGCCUCCAUCGUCAGCGCCAACUGGGUGAUGACGGCUGCGUGGUGCAUCUGGGGCACCGAACCAAUUUAUUACGUGCUGCGGGUCGGUACAUCUAUACGCGAGAGUGGCGGCGCCACAUACACGGUGUCCGAUUUGUUCUGGCACGAAGAUUUCGAUUAUGUUUUGACAGAUAGAGACAUUGGUUUCUUCGAGAUCUCUGGCUCCAUCUCGUUUGGCGACAACGUUCAGGCUGUGGCUCUGGCUACUGAGGAGCUCGAGGCCGGCACCACCGUCACGGUGAGCGGCUGGGGUAGCCUUCAACCUGGGGUGGACUACCCGGAGCAGCUGCACGCCGUCAACACGACUAUCAUCGACCGUUCCUCCUGCAACGACACCUACGAAGGAAUAGUCACAGAGAACAUGAUUUGCGCUGCUGGUGAUGAUGAUGAUGAUGAUGAUGAUAGUGGUGGUGGUGAACACAUCACGAAUUAA